Ordospora colligata OC4 is the source of this 615-nucleotide messenger RNA. Its product is annotated as Rab GTPase. Gene Ontology annotation, molecular function: GTPase activity; GTP binding. NCBI's taxonomy places the organism in Eukaryota, Fungi, Microsporidia, Ordosporidae. The record is from RefSeq and is a predicted model, not a curated record. Bases 1 to 615 code for a protein of 204 amino acids. The transcript has a single exon.
AUGUCCAUAUCUAAGAUAGACUACCGAUACAAGAUAAUUGUCCUUGGCGAAAGUGAUGUUGGGAAGACGUGCUUGCUUCACAAAUACAAGGAGGACGACUUCAAGCAGUCACUAAUGACAACUAUAGGUGUGGAUACUGUCUCUAAGAGUAUUGUUCUGGAUGGGAAGAAUAUAAUGCUGAAUAUCUGGGAUACAGCAGGACAAGAAAGAUUUUUUUCAAUAACAAAGAGCUAUUAUAGAAAUGCAGACGGAAUCCUGCUGGUAUUCGAUGUGAGUGAUGAAAGGACGUUUUCGUGUGUUGACAGAUGGGUUAGCAGAAUCAGAGAGGAAACAUCGAAUGUCCCGCUUUUUCUUGUAGGGAAUAAAAAGGACAAGGUGGCAAGCUCAACCUAUAAUGCAAUGGAAAAUAAAUUCAAGCAGAAGGCUGAACAGAUAGGCGCUCGAUAUUACACUACAAGCGCAAAGACCGGUGAGAACGUAAGCUGCAUAUUUGAAGACAUGGCUACAGAUCUAUUGGAAAAACAAGCACUUGGAAGGAGAUGGGAUCCUCAGAAUCUGUUUGUGCUUCCAAAGGGUACAAAAAGAGAUAGAAUCAAGCACAAGUGUUGUUUUUGA